This is a messenger RNA of Cygnus atratus (black swan), 2249 nucleotides long. RefSeq names its product docking protein 1 (gene DOK1). Gene Ontology annotation, biological process: positive regulation of MAPK cascade; cell surface receptor protein tyrosine kinase signaling pathway. Gene Ontology annotation, cellular component: cytoplasm. The record is from RefSeq and is a predicted model, not a curated record. NCBI's taxonomy places the organism in Eukaryota, Metazoa, Chordata, Aves, Anseriformes, Anatidae. The transcript has 5 exons. The coding region runs from base 58 to 1800 and encodes 580 amino acids.
UCGGGCUCCGCGCGGCGCGGGAGCGGCAGCGGAAGCGCGGGGAGCGGCGGGCGCGGGAUGGAGCCGCCGGCCAAGGAGGGGCCGCUCUUCGUGCAGCACAGCCACAAGUUCGGCACCAAGAGGUGGAAGCGGGGCUGGUUCGCGCUGUUCCCGGCCAGCCAGCACGGCGUCGCCCGCCUGGAGUUCUUCGACUGCAAGGAGCCGGCGGGGCCCCCCGGGCGGCUGGGCACCCGGCGGCUGGACAAGACGGUGGUGCGGCUGGCCGACUGCACCAGCGUGGCCCCCGCGCCCGCCGAGAGCGGCCCCCGCGCAGGCACCGCUGCCUUCCGCCUGGAGACCAGCGGCAGGAGCUACCUCUUGGCGGCCGACAAGCAGCAGAGCGAGGAGUGGGUGGCGAAGCUGUGCGAGAUCGCCUUCCCGGGGAAUGGCCCCGGCAAUGCUGGCGUGGCAGCCCAGCGUGGCAGAGAGGGCAACGGGGAGGCGCCGGCCCUGGAGAUGGCUGUGAACUCCAUCUACUACUCGAGAGACGAAGUGAAUGCAUUCUGGGUGACGGUGCAGCGGACCGAGGCUGCAGAGCGAUGUGAGCUACGUGGUGCAUAUGUGCUCAAGGCUGAGCGUGACAGCCUUGUCCUGAAGGACCCACGGACAAACGAGGCCCUCUAUGUCUGGCCCUACCGGCUGCUUCGGAGAUAUGGCCGGGACAAGGUGAUGUUCUCCUUCGAAGCUGGCAGGCGCUGUGACUCUGGCCCAGGGAACUUCACCUUUGAGACCAAGCAGGGCAAUGAGAUCUUCCGCCUGGUGGAAGACUCCAUCCGGGAGCAGAAAGCACAGGUGGAGGAGAACCGGCAGAGCUGUGAUUCACUGGAUUCAGACAGCCCCAGUGUGGUCCUGAUCCGCCAGGCCCUGGCUGACUCUCUGAGCCUAGAGCUGCCUGUGGAGGGGGAUGACACUGCAGCACCCAAAGCAGGACUGGCACCCAGGUCCAUUGCUGCAGCGGAGGAGAGAGACACAGUGUCUCUGCUGAAGAACCGGACUCUGCCAGAGCCCCCUGUGCCGCAGGCCAAGCCCACCAUCCCCAGCACGCCCCCACGCUCCCCUCUGCCCAAGGCACCACGAGCUGCGCUACUGGCUGAGGACCCCUCCAGCCUGUACUCAGAGCCCCUGGACUCGGUGAAGGGCUUCCGGCCCUGGCUGGACCCGUUGUACUCGGACCCCGUCGACAGCAAGGCUGCGACUGGGGCCCCAGAUGAGGCAAAGCUCCGGGUGCCAGCACCGCUGUACACGGGCGCCUAUGAGCAGGUCCGGGCCGAGGCUCGCAGCCAGGCACCUGGGCGGAAGGAGCACAUCUAUGACGAGCCCGAGGGCCGCGCUCCCCGUGCAGUACCCUCUGCUGCCUGCAUCUAUGAUGAAGCACGGCCCACAGGCGAGGCCUGGCGUACCCAGGGCCACGAUGGCAAGGGUGGCUACGAGUAUCCCUAUAACCCCAGCACUGAUGACUACUCGGUUCCUGCCUUCCAGGCCAAGGCCAAGGGCCCUAAGCCAGUGCCUGCCCCCAAGCCCCCAGCAGCAUUUAUCCCCAAAGGUGUCGAAAGAAGUGGGGACCCUGGCAGGCGGCGAGGGAACCCUGCUCCUGAGAAGGCAGUCGUCAAACUCAGCCUCAACAGCAGCAGCAACAACAACAACAACAAAGUGGAGGUGCUGUACAGCCAGGUGGUGAAGCCCCAGCACAGGCAGAAGAAGGAGCAGUCUGUGGAUGAGUGCAGCUUGUCGCCUGUCUAUGAGGACUUAGGAGAGAUAUAACAUGCCGCUGCUCUGUACCUGUCUGGGGGAGACUGCGGGGCCUGGACCCACUUGUGAGCGGUGCAGGCUGCCGUCCUCCAUGGGUCCUGUGGGUGGCUUGGGUUUGGGGACUGUGUGGGACUGGGCAGAGCCCCUCCUGCUCACGAGCACCCAGGGACUGCAUCUCCCUGGGUCCCUUCCCGCACCUGGGAGCCAGGUUGCUGCAGCUGCUGUAGGUGCACUUCCUGGCUCAAGCCAGCUCCGCUGACACCUCCUGAUGUGGCAGGAGGGUUGGCUCUGUCGCACUGUGCCUGCUGCUGUGACUCCAGAGGCUUUGGUUCUGCUCUGGCUUCUCUGGGUAGGCCACAGGGCUGAGAUGCCUACUGCAAUGCCUGGAGGACUGCUUGCCAUCAGUCUCCAGAAGUAUUUUUAUACAAAAGUAUUUUGAUAUUAAAAUCUGUAUGUCUCGG